Molecule: messenger RNA, 859 nt
Organism: Colletotrichum destructivum
Lineage: Eukaryota; Fungi; Ascomycota; Sordariomycetes; Glomerellales; Glomerellaceae
Product: Putative TMEM14 family protein
Exons: 3
Coding region: 189-509 (106 amino acids)
Cellular component (GO): membrane
Source: RefSeq, a predicted model, not a curated record
GAUCAUUCAGCUGUCUGUCGCCUUUCUUUGGUGGGUUGUCGAGCUGAAGCUUGGACUUCCCGAGGCACCGAACCGAUCUUACAUCUACUGUGAUCUUCCACAUACUUUUGAGCUCAACUGUCACCAAUUGCAAUUCUAAACAAACACAUUUGGCUCUCUUUUCAGCUUACUUCACAACAAAUCUCAAAAUGUCUUCAGACCUGUCCAUCCCCUCCUUCGUCCUGGGCGCAUUGACUGCCGGCGGCGGCAUCGCCGGCUACGCCCGUACUGGCUCCCUGCCGUCCAUCAUUGCUGGCGUCAGCGUCGGUCUUCUUUACGGCCUCGGCGGCUACCGCAUCCAGAACCGCGAGUCUUUCGGCGUCGAGCUCAGUCUCCUCGCCUCGGCCGUCCUUGGUGGCUCCUCUAUCCCCCGCGCCAUCCGCCUCCGCAAGCCCGUGCCCAUCCUGCUCAGCGUCCUGUCCGUCUUUGGCCUGUUCACCUUUGGCAGCGAGUUCCGUCGCACCUUGUAAAGGGUGACUGGGUGUUGAAAGGUGGGGGCGACUGUGCGACUCUUUGGCGAGAUGUACGUUACUGUAGCAUCAGCCUAAUACAGGACAAAAGAAUUUGACCAAAUUUGAAAAAAAGUGAUGUUUUGUCUUUCCGCGUAUGCCGGGCGCCGAUUCGAUUGCCCCAUGAUAUGGUACAUUAUCCGCCGUUGCCUCGUAGGGCGCCUCCCCCAGCCAACUGAAUCGCUUGUACAUGUCUUUCCUUAAAAUCCUGUUUCCCGUCCUCGUCGUCUUCCGAGUUUGAUAAAGCUGUGAGUGUUCGUGGUAUUAAUACAAUGUCGAGUCGACGCCCCCGUCGCAUUGGAUGCGACUUU